Molecule: messenger RNA, 2017 nt
Organism: Lindgomyces ingoldianus
Lineage: Eukaryota; Fungi; Ascomycota; Dothideomycetes; Pleosporales; Lindgomycetaceae
Exons: 2
Source: RefSeq, a predicted model, not a curated record
AGAGCUUCUAGCAGUCUAGUCCUCGGCUCAGCAUCGUGCGACUCCCUUCACGAGUCCCGACGGAACGAAUGUAUAAAACCGCCACGAAGGCAUUCAUCUGGAAAUCCUAGUUUCAACGCAAGAUUGUCACGUCUUGAUCAAGCUAUAGACUCUGCCACACUGCAACGACGACUCGUCAUGGAAACGAAGCGUAACGGCCACCCUCCGGUCAGAUCUUCGCGUACUCAGCGUGUACGUGCAGCGCCAGCUCCAUUCCAGUGGACAAAUCCACAGGCUCCGGAGAGACCGGGUUUCAUGUGGUUUCCUGUUCGAACAUACUCCGAGCCAUCAUCUUCAGCACAGAGCAUUAGACAAGCUAAGCGAUCGGAUCACGACCUCCCUUUAAAGCCAUGUAUGAAGCAGAAAUCCAAGAGUGCGGCGGCUACACCUCCCAAUGGAGGAAGUACAGACUCGGAAGACUCACAUGGGCGGCGAAAACUUCGCCGAGUCAAGACGGUGGAUUUUGAAGGGGUAUUAUCGAAGAAGUUGCUUUCCUUACCCCCGUUGAAGCUGUGGACGGGACAAGGAGACCUCGAAGCAGGAGAGCCAUUCGAACGAUCGAAGACAGCAAUGGAAGAAAGCAGCUCUAAUAGAGCGAUAUCCGUCAAGAGAGUUCGCUCCUGCCCGGGACCUAAAACGAAAAGCACACUCGCGGACACUGCCAUCACACGAACUGAUGUACAUGUCGUUGCAAUCGCACCCUCUUGGAGCUCGGAAGAAUUUCCGGCAACAGACGACGACGGAAUAGAUCUAGCCACUCCUACUAUGCAGAUAGUGGAGUCGAAGACUGGAUGCUAUGAGGUUGUGUGGGAUGACGUCCAAAAGGAGCCUGCCAUUGAGGCAGGUGGACGUUGCUCGUCUGCAGGCCAGGCUCUUCAAGCUGCUGGUUCGUUCGCUACCAAGGGCUUGGAGCGUGUCAACACUAAGCUUGCGGAGUGGUCCUGGGGCAAGGACAGCCUAACGAGAUCAUACAAGCCGCGGAUUGUGGUAUUUCCGGAUGAUGAUGGUCGCAAUCCCCAGUUCGGCUGCGCAGUCGAAGAUGACGAGGACUUGGUCAUAAUCGCACCUCCCAACAGCGAAAGGCAAAGUGCAAUCCCAUCCCGUCACCCAUCGCAGCCACCUAGUGCCAGAAUGUCUCGUUCAGUCUCGCACGAUGAUACCGAACCAGACCCCGCUGUUAACGCAACAGACGUAAGUUCAGAUCGACAGUCACUGGUUGUGCCAGAUCCGGAAGCCACCAACAGUAGAGCUGGACUUCUCAUCGGAGCGAGCCGGGGCACGAGGAAACCAUCCUCCAUCCGAAGGUUUUCUAACAUGGAAGACUCUGACUUGAAGUUCAGAGGCCACCGUGAUUCAGUAACACUUGCGCGUUCACGAAUCCUCAAUGCUGGCGGAGUUUCCCCCGAACUCUUCAUGCAUCGAGAUUCCAUCUCCAUGGCAAAGAAACGGAUGCAUGCAAAAAAUCAUGCUAGCUCCUCCGCGCGCGAGAUUCCACAUUUGAAUCAUGUUGCUUCGGACCCGCCCUCUCCGAUUGCUGACUUGAGCAUGUCAUCGUCUUCGGCCCCAACUAGAAAGAAUACAGCUGAAGGCUUAAAGACAAAGGAUUCAGCUUCAAUGCUCGUUCGGCAAGAUGCUAGCUUGAACCGGCAUAUCCGAAUCAUAGAAUGAGGUUACACUCUGGAGCGCCUGUUGUGAUAGGAGCAGAGGUUCAGGGCAAAUAGGAAUGUUUGUAGCUGAGAGACUGCAGGAAUAGGCACUAAUUGGACUUUCGAGUUCCAUGCUUAGAUAUAUGUCUAUUGCCUACAGCAAUCUUGAGAAUGACGUUGAGGGGUGAAGAGAGGGCGAGUCUGUGAUGGUGGCGGGUGAGAAGCCUUAACAGGCACCUUUGAUAACUAUGUACCAACUCAUGGCCUUUCGCAAUGCAGUCUCUUUUUAAUAAUUCCAUGCUCCAUGUUUGACCAAGGGUUUGGUGUGUUCG